This is a messenger RNA of Hyla sarda, 2924 nucleotides long. Its product is annotated as ras GTPase-activating protein 4-like. The record is from RefSeq and is a predicted model, not a curated record. Lineage: Eukaryota; Metazoa; Chordata; Amphibia; Anura; Hylidae. Gene Ontology annotation, biological process: regulation of GTPase activity; intracellular signal transduction. The transcript has 21 exons. Bases 139 to 2553 code for a protein of 804 amino acids.
CGUGACGUCACACCGCUGGCCCCGCCCCCCGAGUCUCCUCAGCUCCUGGCUGACAUCUGAAUGAGAUUUCUUUGCAGCCACAGGCACCUGCUGUACGAAGCCCGGAGGACUGAUGUGACGUGACCGAGGACCACAGCCAUGGCCAGACGGAGUUCUCUCUUCAUUCGGGUGGUGGAAGGGAAGAACUUACCAGCCAAGGACAUAACAGGCAGCAGUGAUCCAUACUGCAUUGUGAAGAUUGAUGAUGAGACGAUUAUCAGGACAGCAACUGUUUGGAAAACCCUUUCACCAUUUUGGGGAGAAGAGUACAAGGUUCACCUACCACCUAAUUUCCAUUCAGUAUCCUUCUAUGUUAUGGAUGAGGAUGCAUUGAGCCGUGAUGAUGUCAUUGGGAAGGUCUGUUUAACCCGUAUUGUUCUGGCUGAAUAUCCCAAAGGAUUUAACGGGUGGUUGAAUUUAUCGGAAAUUGAUCCUGAUGAAGAAGUUCAAGGGGAAAUCCACCUAAAGAUUGAAAUAUUUGGCAGUGAUUUGUCAAGAAAACUGCGCUGUAUAGUUUGUGAGGCAAGAGAUUUAGCAAGAAAAGAUCGUAAUGGAGCUUCAGACCCCUUUGUCAGAGUACAAUACAAUGGCAAAAUACAAGAUAGCAUGGUUGUGAAGAAGUCUUGCUAUCCUAGAUGGAACGAAGUGUUUGAGUUUGAUUUAGAUGAAUCGUUUAAUGAAAAGUUAACAAUAGAGGUUUGGGACUGGGACCUUGUCAGUAAAAAUGAUUUUCUGGGAAAGGUGAUGAUCAACUUAAAUGGGCUUCAACAAGAUUUACAGGAGGAAGGAUGGUUCAGACUGAGUCCUGGGAAGUCCAAAGCUAAUGUGGAUGAGGGAAACCUUGGGUCUCUGCAGCUGCAAGUACGUCUCCGUGAUGAGACUGUUUUACCUUCAGAUUACUACAAGCCUCUGGUGCAGUUGUUGUGUCAGGAGGUUAAAGCAUCCCACAAGGAAAAAAGUGGGCAUUUAAUAACUCUGAUUGACGAGACCACAUCAGCUGAGUGUAGACAGGAAGUGGCAGCCAACCUUGUAAAAAUCUUUUUCGGACAAGGGCUAGCAAAGGAAUUCUUGGAUCUGCUCUUCAGACUAGAACUUGAUAAAACAAAUGAACCAAACACUUUAUUCAGAAGCAACUCUUUAGCUUCUAAGUCAAUGGAAUCAUUUCUUAAGGUGGCAGGAACACAGUAUUUACAUAGUGUUGUUGGUCCGACAAUAAAUCGUAUCUUUGAAGAGAAAAAAUAUAUUGAACUUGACCCCAGUAAAGUAGAAAUAAAAGAAGCAGGGUGCACAGGUUUACAUCGGAUCCAGACUGAAAGUGAAAUAAUCCUUCAGAGUGCCCAGCAUCUCCAGUCUUAUCUUACUGAACUCCUAAUAGCAAUAGCUAAGUCAGUGAAGAUCUGUCCUGUUACCAUACGGGCCACUUUCCGGCAACUGUACAGGAGGGUAGAAGAGCGAUUUCCGGAAAAUAAACACAUGAAUGUAAAGUUCAUUGCAGUGACAAGUUUCUUGUGUCUUCGGUUUUUCUCUCCUGCAAUAAUGUCACCUAAGCUCUUCCAUCUCAGAGAAAAGCAUGCUGAUGCUCGCACAAGCCGGACACUGCUUCUCUUAGCUAAGGCUAUACAAAAUGUUGGUAAUAUGGAUGCUCCAGCAAGCAGAGCCAAAGAGUCCUGGAUGGCGCCACUGCAGCCAACCAUCCAACAAGGAGUUUCUCAGCUAAAGGAAUUUAUCAUAAAACUUAUAGACAUUGAGGAAAAAGAAGAGCUGGAUCUGCAGAAGGCACUGAACCUUCAGCAUCUAACAGUCAAAGAAGGUCAACUUAUGGUCUAUAAAACUAAAUGUAAAGGGUACCUGCUGACAUCAUCGUUCAAAAAGCUCUUCCUCUCAUUAACUGUCGAUGCAUUAAGUUUUGCAAAGACUCAAUUUUCCAAGAAAAGUUCAUUUAUACUUUUAUCAAGAAUUCGAGCCCUGGAGAAAGUGGAAGAGAAAAGCUUUGGAAACUCAAAUGUAAUGCAAAUAAUUUACACAGAUGAGAGCGGCAGCCAGGAGGCAUUAUAUUUGCAGUGUAAGUGUGUAAAUGAACUGAACCAGUGGCUCUCAGCUUUGAGAAAAGUCUGCGUGAACAACAGUGAUAUGCUUGGUUCCUAUCAUCCUGGUGUCUACAAGGGAGAGAAGUGGAGUUGCUGCCACCAAAAGGACAAAGGAGUUGCUGGCUGUGACAAAACCCGGCAUGAAGUGACUUUACAAGAAUGGAAUGAUCUCUUGAACCCUGACCUGGAGGCGCAGCUCAUCUUCAGACAUUUGGUUGGAGUGAGAGAGUUAAUGCGGGAGAAGUACCUGGAACUAACACAAGAUGAUAGCAGCAGCAAAUCUCACCUACCCAUAGAACAUGCAAGAAAAGACAGCACCACACAGCUUUUCCAGAUACUCAAAGACCUUGAAGCUGCGCAUGAUUCUUUUCUGGCUGACUCGCCAAAUUUUGCUGAUCAGGAAAAAAAGUACCUUCUGGAAAUGUAAAUCUAAUCCCUGUAAAUAUAGUAGGACUGUACCUAAAAUGCUGAAUGUAUCUAUAACACUAAAAUUAGCUUAUUAUGUCAGAGCAGGUAAUGCUGCCAAAACAUUCUUAACUUUCUAGUCAUAAAACAUUUAACCAAAAAUCUAGUUAAGCAGGAAGUCCAGUCCGCCAUAAUUUAUUCAGCAGAGAAUAUCACGUGAUAUGGAGCUAUAUCCUUCAUAGCCUUUUUUUCUAGGUGUGUAAACCUUUACUGUUGCGACAGCCAGGAUUCUACAUAUCACAUUAAGAAUAAUAGCAAGCUGUAUGCUACACUACCACAGGUCUUUUUUUUAAUUAAAAAUAACUGUCAGACAUUAUGUCUCACGUGUUUUUU